This is a messenger RNA of Ceraceosorus guamensis, 2325 nucleotides long. RefSeq lists its product as hypothetical. The coding region runs from base 158 to 2242 and encodes 694 amino acids. The record is from RefSeq and is a predicted model, not a curated record. The transcript has 3 exons. Lineage: Eukaryota; Fungi; Basidiomycota; Exobasidiomycetes; Ceraceosorales; Ceraceosoraceae.
CACUCAUUGCCUUUGGGAUUGCAGGCAAUGGAUCCUGCCUCCUGCUCCACUUCAUGAGAGAACGCUCGCCGCUCGACUGGCUGCGCAUUUGGGCUUUGAGACGAGCACCGCGCCCGGAAACUCCAAUGGUCUCCUCGUUAGUCGGAUAGGCCGCACAAUGCCGUCCGAGAGGCUGAUGCAACUCGCAAGACCGCCAUCCCCAUCUGAGCCUGUCAAAUUGCUCUCCCGACCUUCACCUCAGCCGCAUGCUCCGGCUCCCUCGGCUUUGAGUGCUCCCGUGCCAAGCCGCGACGUGUCUCGAGCCUCGCCUACAAGUCCUUCCGCAUCUAGCAGUGGCACAGCACCCUCAUCACAGCCAUCCGGUAGCGGCACCGCAGCCCGCACUAUGCGGAUCAUGAAACGUGCGCCUGGCGCUGGAAACGGCAGAGACGCGUCCUCAAGACAAAGUGCGAGGCCGGCGCCAACGAUUGGUGAACGAGAAAAGGCAUACAAAGAAGCUAGAGAGCGCAUCUUUGGUCCUGCGGCUUCCUCGUCAGCUCCUGAGUCUGUUUCGGUAUCACGCACGGACAGCCCUGCUAGUGCUGCGCACGAUGAGCUCACUCCAGAUCCCUCGAGCAAGGAAGCUGCACCGCCAAGUGUGACGAACAAUGAUCGGCAGUCCAGCACGUAUUCGGACGGCGAUGCGCGGCCUAUGAACAAUUCGACGCCGAGUCUACGCUCCACUGCGCCCGCCUUUGCACCCGCAAGUGUGACAGCAUGGAGCGCUCAGACAACUUCUUUCUUGCCGGGAAUGCCGGCUGGAGGCAUGACGGCCCAACCUGGCGGCUCAGUAUCGAUGUCACAGAAGAGCAGUCAGGAUGCAUUCAAUCCGUUUCCGCCUUCGAGAGGCUCAGCUAGCACUGCUGGGAGCUCAGCGGGUGGCGAGGAAUCCAGCGAUCGAGAUACUCAAGCAUCUACGGUUGAUGGGGUCGAUGCACGGGACUUGGGUCGAUGGGACUACGUGCCCGGUGGAAAAGGGGAAUAUGUUGUUCGGCCUAGAUCAGAGCAGGCAGGUCCGGGCACUCCUCCAUCAUCUGGUUCGCCCACUGCCCGCUUCAACACAAGCUCUAAGACCCCUGGGCCCCACCAUGGCGAGCGACCCGAAAGCAACCACGCAGCUCGUGCGCCCUUUGCACCUGGUUCCGCUCGUGUGAUUCAACCAAAUCAGCAAGCACAAAUACCAGAUCAGAGCUCAGCUUUCUACCAGUACCCUCAGUACGCGGGAUAUGGCGCCGACCCCCAUUCCUUCUUUCAGAUGCAGUACGGUUCCCAGCAGUUGCAGCCAAUGUACUACGGACAGCAAGGACAGCAAGUGAUGUAUCCACAAGCCAAUUAUGGAUACAUGCAGUCAGGCUUGCAGCAGUGGCAUCAGCCAGUGGCUCAAAGUUCGCCUGAUCAGAGUGGCGGGUCGAGCUAUCCGCCAUUCACCGCCCAAAACCAGGCACAUUAUCCGGCUCAGCACUUCCAAAAUGCCUCGCCUUUGCCGACCGCUAGGCCUGCGGUGGCGCAAGGUGAUGACGUCGCAGUUGCGGUGCCGAGUGAUGGUGCUGCGCAGCCUUCACGGCUGGACAAGACGGGCGUUAGUAGAGGAAGGGUGCGCGGAUUGGGGGAAAGGGCUUUAUACGACCCAGCAGCUGGGAUGGUCACGCGGACAGCUAGUGACGGUCGACCUUCCAUGACACCAUCGGCUUCCGCGUCAUCGUCGUCAUCCCUUGCCUCGUCUCGAUCUUCUAGCGGCCCCGCUGGACUCGGCCGUAAGAUUGGCAACGCAACGCAUUUGCACCAUUCUCUGCCCCCCAAACCGGACUGGAUCUCCGGCACGACGCCCUCGCACUCAAUUGCGGUCCCGGAACCGACGCCACCAGAAAAGUCGACUAGCCCUAAGAUCGAAUCCCAACAGACGCUGGAAGCGUCGAUUUCCCAGUUCAAAGACCUCUCUCUGGGCGGAGAGUUUGACGGUAACAGCGACGCAGCACCAUUGGCACGUACGAGAGAAGCGACCGUGACGCAGGGCUUGGCUCUAUCCCCAUCAAAGUCGCGAGAAGCAGAAUUUCCCGCAUUGCCGUUCAACGGAACUGCCGCAUCGGCCUUGCCGAAAUCUUCUACUUGGGCAGCUAAAUCUUCCGCGCACAAGGCCUUCCCCCAGGGUGCGGAGAAAGCCAAUGAUGGCGCCGAAAGGCAAGAGAACGCCGCGAAUAUAUAAAUGUGCGCUGCUUGAAGCGCAAUCCGAAAGACCUGGCAUCGAUUCUCGAUUGUGGAACAGCGACAGGGAAAGGACCGAGUGCC